Messenger RNA from Vicia villosa (hairy vetch), 1500 nucleotides. RefSeq names its product cyanidin 3-O-galactoside 2''-O-xylosyltransferase FGGT1-like. The record is from RefSeq and is a predicted model, not a curated record. The coding region runs from base 27 to 1403 and encodes 458 amino acids. Lineage: Eukaryota; Viridiplantae; Streptophyta; Magnoliopsida; Fabales; Fabaceae. The transcript has a single exon. Gene Ontology annotation, molecular function: UDP-glycosyltransferase activity.
CUAGUUUAUUCCAUUCAGUAGCAACAAUGGAUUCAGCAGCUUCUUUGCACAUAGCAAUGUUUCCAUGGUUUGCUAUGGGGCACUUAACUCCAUACCUUCAUCUCUCCAACAAACUAGCCAAAAGAGGACACAGAAUCUCAUUCUUCAUUCCUAAAAACACACUCAACAAGUUACUUCAUCUCAACCUUUAUCCAAAUCUUAUAACAUUUUUCCCUCUCAAUGUUCCUCAUGUUGAUGGCCUUCCUCAUAAUGCUGAAACUACUUCUGAUGUACCCUUUUCUUUAUUCCCUCUUAUUGCUACAGCCAUGGACCGAACUGAUAAACAAAUUGAACUUCUUCUAGAGGAACUAAAUCCACAAAUUGUUUUCUUUGAUUUUCAAUAUUGGCUACCGAAUUUGACUCAUAAACAUGGUAUCAAAAGUCUUCAAUACUUGAUAUGGAAUCCAAUAUCAACCGCUUACCUUGGAAAUAUACCGAGAAAAAGCCGAGGAAAAGAGUUAACUCAAGUUGAUCUCAUGAAACCACCUUCAGAGUUCCCUGAUUCAUAUAUCAAGCUUCAUUCACACGAACUUCGAUUCCUAGCUUCCGCAAGGAAGCUAGAAUUUGGCAGCGGUGUUUUAUUAUACGAUCGCGUUGACAUAGGCACCGAAUUUUCGGAUGCAGUUGCAUUCAAAGGUUGCAGAGAAAUCGAUGGUUUAUAUACUGAUUAUCUUCAAACUGUUUUUGGAAAACCUGUUCUUCUUUCAGGUCCUCUAUUACCCGAGCCAUCAAAUACGGAUUUGGAGGAAAAAUGGGAAUCAUGGCUUAAGGGAUUCAAACAUGAAUCUGUUAUUUUCUGUGCAUAUGGAAGUGAAGGACCGUUAGAACUAAAUCAGUUUCAAGAGCUGUUGCUUGGUCUUGAGUUAACAGGUUUUCCGUUUCUUGCCGCACUUAAACCACCUAAUGGAUUUGAGUCUAUUGAAGAAGCUUUACCUGAAGGGUUCAAUGAAAGAGUUAAAGGAAAAGGAAUUGUUUAUGGAAGUUGGAUUCAACAACAACUGAUUUUAGAACACCCUUCUGUUGGAUGUUUCAUAACACACUGUGGAGCUGCUUCUAUAACCGAGGGACUUGUUAACAAGUGCCAGUUGGUUUUGUUACCACGUGCCGGCUCUGAUCAUAUCAUGAAUGCAAGAGUGAUGAGUAGAAAGUUGAGACUUGGUGUGGAAGUUGAGAAAGGUGACGAAGAUGGAUUGUUUACAAAAGAAAGUGUGUGUGAAGCUGUGAAGAAUGUGAUGGAUGAUGAGAAUGAGAUUGGAAGAGAAGUAAGAACAAAUCAUGCAAAAAUAAGAAACCUCCUACUUAGCGAAAAUUUAGAAUCUUCAUGUGUUGAUAGUUUCUGUCAAAAACUGUAUGAUUUGCUCUAGCAUUUUUCAGUUUCAAUGAUAAUGAAUGCUGUUAAUUCAGUUUGAUUAUAAAUAAGAACACUGCAUCAAAUUCUGUAGUGUAAAGGACUUAACAAUU